Messenger RNA from Anopheles moucheti, 2457 nucleotides. RefSeq names its product androgen-induced gene 1 protein-like. Gene Ontology annotation, cellular component: endomembrane system; membrane. The record is from RefSeq and is a predicted model, not a curated record. Bases 33 to 794 code for a protein of 253 amino acids. NCBI's taxonomy places the organism in Eukaryota, Metazoa, Arthropoda, Insecta, Diptera, Culicidae. The transcript is spliced from 3 exons.
UGUAGCAUAAGUGGGCCUUAUAACUUGCCAGGAUGUCCAGUGUGCAGCUUUACAAGCUGCCAGCCUUCGUUAUUACGUGGCAUCUGAUCGCGUUCGGCCAGUACGGUUACGCGAUCUAUUACGAUCGCUUUUUCGUCCACAUCCCGGAUGAUCUUGUCGUGCCGAAGAUGAUGCGACCGACCGAAUACGGUGGGCGAUCCAAGUUCCUGACGUACUGGUGUUUGAUACUACAGGCGGUUUACUUUACGAUCUGUCUGCUAAAUGAUUUCGUCGGCACAAAUGAAGUAGCUCCGAAGCGGAUGCCUCUUAUCCGAAAGGUAAAAGAUUACAUGCUGGCCGCUUUCGCUUUCCCGGUGGCGCUGAAUGUUGGCGUUACGUUUUGGACGCUGAUGGCAAUCGAUCGUGAGCUCGUAUUCCCCAAGGCGCUAGAUGCCGUUUUCCCAGGCUGGCUAAACCAUGUGAUGCACACCAAUAUCGUCAUUUUCAUGGUGAUAGAAAUUUGCACCAGCUUCCGGCAGUACCCGACACGUAAAGCCGGUUUAACCGGUCUGGGCAUUUUCAUGGCAUCGUACCUUGGGUGGUUGCACGUUGUGCGACACUAUGGCGGCAUCUGGGUCUACCCGGUGCUGGAAGUACUGAACCUACCGCAGCGUCUCGUAUUCUUUGCCGUCAGUCUAGGUUUUUGCGUAGGUUUGUACCUGCUCGGAGAGUUCUUUAACAAUCUGAUCUGGACGAAGGAGCUCAAACAGCUUCGGACGGCCACUGCCGGCGGUGCUAGUAAGAAGACCAAAUAGACGAUCCAAAUCGUCAGAUUAGUUCGUUUUACAUUUGUACCAGUUUUGGACCAUUGCAUGCUGUUGUGGCCGCUGGGUUAGGAAAAGAAUCCUUCCCAUGUGUUAAUUGUCCCCAAGCCUCAUUAUUUGGGGUUUACAUUUUGUUUUUAAUUAAUACAACAUCGCGUGUUCGUUUCAUCCCGUUGUGAGUGUUCCUUUUUUGUGUUUGCUUUAAGUACAUCCGUUAACCGAAUGGUACAAAUGGCCAUGUACGUACAUACCAUGCUUCAUACUGUAUUUUUACAAAACCAGGACCCAAAAACGGGAGCUUUUUUUCCCCGUUGAGUUUACUAACAUUUUCAUUGUAAGACUCUACAAAAAUUGUUUCAUUGGGCUGCAUAAGAAUGUUGCGGUUAGUCUCGAAGGUGAUUUGCAUGACGUUUUUUUUGUGUGUGAGGUGUGUGAUAUUUUGAUUGUCGUUAGGUCUUGCAGUGCAAUUAAGUAAAAAAACAAAAUGAUUUAACACAAUUUCCAUUUCUCUUUUUCGCCACAAAAUAUCGCCCAUUGUAUUAUGCACACAUUCCCGCUAUCAAAGUGUCUCAACCGAAGGUAGAUGAUGAACUAUCGACAAAGCUCCAUGCGAUGAAUAUUGUGUAAUGCAGGAAAGAGAGACAAAGUUUCUUUUUGGAGCAUCGCUUAGCUUCAAUAUAUAUAAAUAUAGCAAAUAAGCAAACAUAGGCAUAUGCAUUUACAUCUAAUAUAAUUAUGUUUAAUUCACAAGCUAACGUUUGGGAGAUUCAAACAAACACAGACCAGUGCAACGGUGUCAGAUUUUUGUUUAGGACAUAGAGCAUCAGAGUUUGGUGGGUUAGGCAGCAUAUUUCAUCGGUAUAAAGUAAAUCAUUGUUGUUAACGUAUUUUGCAGCUCGCAUUAUUGAUGUUUUUAGCGUAAAGUAUAACCGAAGGUGGGCGGCAUUGUGUACACAUUUAAUCUGUAUGGCGAUUGUACACGCAUUUAACCACAAAAUUCACGUAAAACAUUGAGAGCGAGGGCCAGUUUUAAGCUCGAAAACACAUUUUUUGACAAAUUUAGAUGUGAAUAAAUUUUGCCACUUGUUUGUAUGUGUGUGUGUAUUUAUGUGCAAAGCGACACCAAUAGGGAACAGAAAUACUUACAAAAUUUGGCAAUUAUAGUCAUCGAUACUUCCAGUUUCUGUACUAUUUAAGCACUUUGGACCGAAUUUGAGCGUGAUGUCAUAAUACAAUAGAGAGAAAAUAGUCGAGUGUAAGCAUUAUUAACGCAAUCGUCAGUAUAUAGCUGAAAAUUAUAGGGUCGCCAAAGUUUUUCAAUCACCACAGAAAAUUCAACAAGGACUCUAUCAUUUUUGGGAAGUCCUUCCAUGGAGUACUCUCCUGUUCAUUACUGUGUAGUACCAAUUUAGAUGUUGCGUGUGCGUGCGUCACGAUAGGCGUGGAACUUGUUCAUCGCAUCCACAUGGUCCGUAGUUAGAAAAAAGGGUUAGAAUAUGAAAUGACAAAUAUUCAAUUUUUAAUCUACAAACAGCUCGAACGCUGUACUCGAACUAGCAAAAAACACGAGUUUAGCGGUGGACGGGUGUACGGUGUCACUCUUUACGAGAUUCAUUCGACUUGCUUAUAAUAUAAAUGAAAAUAAAAGCUAUAA